Messenger RNA from Morchella importuna, 978 nucleotides. RefSeq lists its product as uncharacterized. Lineage: Eukaryota; Fungi; Ascomycota; Pezizomycetes; Pezizales; Morchellaceae. The record is from RefSeq and is a predicted model, not a curated record. Bases 1 to 978 code for a protein of 325 amino acids. Gene Ontology annotation, cellular component: cytoplasm; dynactin complex. The transcript has a single exon. Gene Ontology annotation, biological process: mitotic spindle organization.
AUGGAGGUGUUGAGUGAUGCGUUGGAAAGUUUGCAGAUACAGAGCCCCGAGGAACGGGGUGCGCAGGCGAAGCUGGCGAAGAAGUUGGUUGGGAGCCUUAGUGUCCCGCCUGAGCCUACCCCCAUCACCACCGAGCCUACCCCCAUCACCACCGAACCCACCGAACCCACCGCCACCACAACCACAACCGACCACACCCCAGCAGCCCACACAGCCUCCUACACAAUCACCUACGCCCCCACCUUCAAACACACCCACGCCCUCGCCAAAGCCGCCGACUUCGACACGCGCCUCACCGUCCUCGAAAAGUGCAUCGGCAUGCCUACCUCGGCACUCUCAGACCCCUCCCGCACCCUCCCCACAUCCUCCAUCAUCCCCACGCUCGACGAGCUCUCCCGCCAGAUGUCCGUGCUCACCUCGUCGUCAACCUCCUCGCUCGACGCGGCCUCCCGCCGCGUCCGACAGCUCACGCAGGAGGCCGAGAAGCUCGCUGAGGCGCGGAAGGCGGCGAAGGCCGCUGCUGACGCGCGCGCUGCUGAGGACGCUGCGGUCGCGGGUGAGGAUGUUGUCGCUGCGGUGGGGGCGGGUGAUGGUGUGGGUGGGGGUGUGGUGGGAGGGGUGGGAGGGGCAGGGGGGGCAGGGGGGGAAAGGGAUGCGAAGAUUAAUGCGCUGUAUGGCGCGCUGCCGACGAUUGAGGGGAUGGGGCCGCUGCUGCCGGCGGUGCUGGAUCGGCUGAGGAGCUUGAGGGCGAUUCAUGCGGAUGCGGGGCGGGCGGUGGAGGCGCUGGCGAGGGUGGAGAGGCGGCAGGAGGAGAUGGCGGCGGAGGUGGGGAGGUGGAGGGAGGCGCUGGAGAGGGUGGAGGGCGUGGUGGGGGAGAGUAGGGUUGCGGUGGGGGCGAAUAUGAAGGAGGUGGAGGGGUGGGUGAGGGAGUUGGAGGCGAGGUGUGGGAUUGUGGAGGCGUUGGAGAAGGGCGUGUAG